GCCUGAUUUAUUCUGGUCCAGGAAAAGGAGUGAGAGUCCCGCAGUCUGCACAGUCGGAGCCCGGGCCCCGCACUCCAUGUCCCCCAGCAUGCCGGGACUCCGCCUGCUGGCCGCGCUAUGCGGCGUGCUGCUCUGCGCCUCUGGCCUCUUCGCCGGCUCUGGUGACUUCUGUGACUCCGGCCUGUGCCUGAAUGGUGGGACCUGCUUGUUGGGCCAGGACAAUGUCCCCUUCUACUGCCUCUGCCCUGAUGGCUUCACAGGCCUCAUUUGCAACGAGACUGAGAGAGGUCCCUGCUUCCCAAACCCCUGCCUCAAUGAUGCUGAGUGCCAGGUGAUCGACGACUCACACCGUGGGGACGUCUUCACCCAGUACAUCUGCGAGUGCCCUCAUGGCUACACAGGCACCCACUGUGAGACCACCUGCACCAUGCCUCUGGGCAUGCAGACAGGUGCCAUUGCCGACUCGCAGAUCUCCGCCUCGUCCUUGUACUUUGGCUUCAUGGGUUUGCAGCGCUGGGCCCCGGAGCUGGCCCGCCUGCACCGCACGGGCAUUGUCAACGCCUGGACAGCCAGCAACUACGAUAGAAGACCCUGGAUCCAGGUGAACCUGAUGCGGAAAAUGCGGGUGACGGGCGUGGUGACGCAGGGCGCCAGCCGCUCAGGCAGUGCUGAGUACAUAAAGAGUUUCAAGGUGGCCUACAGCCUCAACGGGAAAAAAUUCCAGUUUAUCCAGGAAGACGAUGAAUCAGGAGACAAGAUAUUUAAGGGUAACUGGGACAACAAUAGCCUGAAGACCAACCUGUUUGACACCCCUCUGGAGACGCAGUAUGUGAGGCUGGUGCCCGUUAUGUGUCACCGGGGCUGCACCCUGCGCUUUGAGCUUCUUGGCUGUGAGCUGAAUGGAUGCGCCGAACCCCUGGGCCUGAAGGACAACAUCAUCCCCAACAAGCAGAUCACGGCCUCCAGCAUCUACAAGACCUGGGGCCUGAGUUCCUUCAGCUGGUAUCCCUUCUAUGCGCGGCUGGACCAGCAGGGCAAGUUCAAUGCCUGGACUGCUGAGAGCAACUCUGCCUCUGAGUGGCUGCAGAUUGACUUGGGUUCCCAGAGGCAAGUGACUGGCCUGAUCACGCAAGGGGCCCGAGACUUUGGCCACAUCCAGUAUGUGGCAGCCUACAAGGUGGCCCACAGUAACAACGGCAUGAACUGGACUGAGUACAGGGACCCGGGGGCCGUAGACAGCAAGAUCUUCCCCGGCAACUUGGACAAUAAUUCCCACAAGAAGAACAUGUUUGAGACGCCCUUCCUGGCUCGCUUUGUGCGCAUCCUGCCCGUAGCUUGGCACAACCGCAUCACCCUGCGUGUGGAACUGCUGGGCUGUUAGUGGCAGGCCCGGCGGAAGGGAGCGGAAGGGCCGCGGGGCACCUGCC
Hipposideros armiger (great roundleaf bat) is the source of this 1427-nucleotide messenger RNA. It is a transcript of the gene MFGE8, whose product is annotated as milk fat globule EGF and factor V/VIII domain containing. The record is from RefSeq and is a predicted model, not a curated record. Gene Ontology annotation, cellular component: plasma membrane. Lineage: Eukaryota; Metazoa; Chordata; Mammalia; Chiroptera; Hipposideridae. Bases 77 to 1381 code for a protein of 434 amino acids. Gene Ontology annotation, molecular function: signaling receptor activity. The transcript is spliced from 9 exons.